AUGAUUGCAAAGAAUAAGGGGAUUUGCUUCUGGCCCCGACUAGCUAAACAAGCUUUCCCCCGGUGUCAAUUUCAUGUUAGUACACAUCUUUAUGCCAGAGACUUUGCAUUUGUUUUUGAUAUUGAUGGUGUAUUGAUCAGAGGAAAGAAACCAAUUUCUCAAGCGAAAGCAGCUUUGGAGCUUUUGAAUAGGAAGAAGGUGCCAUUUAUAUUAAUGACAAAUGGUGGAGGAGUGCUGGAAGCAGAGAAAGCAGCAGAGGUGGUAGAAAUCACAAAAUGUAGCUCUCAAAUCUCUCCUUUGCAAGUAGUCCAAAGCCAUACACCAAUGAAAGCAUUAGUGGGAAACAAAAACUUUCAGAGAGUGUUGGUUGUUGGAGGAGAUGGCGAUAAUGCUAGGAAAGUUGCAUAUGACUACGCAUUCAAAGAUGUGGUUAUGCCCAUUGAUAUUGUGAAUGCUAACAAAUCGGUAGCUCCUCAUUCAAUGUACACAGCUCAAGAUUUUCAGAAAUAUGCCAAAAAAGUCGAUUUGACUAAACCAAUUGAUGCCAUUUUAGUGUUUAAUGAUCCAAGAGAUAUGUCAUCGGAUACUCAGGUUAUUCAAGAUCUAUUGAAUUCUGAAAACGGAAUAUGUGGUACUAAAAGAAACUUGAAAACAAUAAAGGAUCCAACAAAGCCGUCAAUUCCAAUAUUGUUCAGUAAUAAUGACUAUAUCUAUGCUAAUGACUAUCCAUUACCUAGAUUUGGUCAAGGCGCAUUCAGACUUGCAACGGAGGCACUAUAUAGUACUACAAAUAAAUUAUCGUCAACACAAAGGUUACAGUCUGUCAUCUUGGGUAAACCUUUUAAAGUACAAUACGAUUUCGCUCACCACGUUUUAAUUGAUUGGAGAGAAAAAUUAGAGACAGAGGAUUUUGGAGCUGAUCAGAUAUUACCGAUGUUGGGAGAAGCACCAAAAACCACCCCUUUCAAAAAGAUAUAUAUGGUUGGCGAUAACCCUGCCUCUGAUAUCAAAGGAGCAAAUGAUCAUGGAUGGGAAUCGAUAUUGGUAAGAACUGGUGUAUUUAAAGAUGAGGAUUGGGCUAAUGAUAUUAUUGCAAAGCCAACGGCUGGUGUUUUCGAUAAUGUCGAGGAUGCAGUAAAUGCAGUUUUAAGGUCCAAUGGUGUUGAAAUAGACUAA
Lodderomyces oxycetoniae is the source of this 1176-nucleotide messenger RNA. RefSeq lists its product as uncharacterized. The transcript has a single exon. The record is from RefSeq and is a predicted model, not a curated record. The coding region runs from base 1 to 1176 and encodes 391 amino acids. NCBI's taxonomy places the organism in Eukaryota, Fungi, Ascomycota, Pichiomycetes, Serinales, Debaryomycetaceae. Gene Ontology annotation, biological process: glycerophospholipid biosynthetic process. Gene Ontology annotation, cellular component: mitochondrion.